UUCAAGCUUCUGAGCAUGCGCACAGACAGCUCCUCCUUCAAUAACCGUGAGUGGAAGAGAAGCACGAUAAUGACGAUGAAGAUGCUGCCCGUGUGUUUGGUCCUUGCUCUGAUCGGCCUGGGCUCAGGAGAAGAAGGGGCUCGUCUGCUGGCCUCCAAGUCCCUGCUGAACCGCUAUGCUGUGGAGGGCCGUGAUCUCACCCUGCAGUACAACGUCUACAAUGUGGGCUCCAGUGCUGCUCUGGAGGUGGAGCUGUCGGAUGACUCUUUUCCCCCUGAAGACUUUGGAAUCGUUUCAGGGAUGUUGAACGUCAAAUGGGACAGGAUUGCACCAGCGAGCAACGUCUCCCACACCGUGGUGCUGCGCCCCCUGAAGGCCGGCUACUUCAACUUCACCUCUGCCUCCGUGAGCUACCUGGCCCAGGAAGGAGGACAAGUUGUGGUGGGCUACACCAGCGCCCCCGGCCAGGGAGGCAUCCUGGCUCAGCGAGAGUUUGACCGCCGCUUCUCCCCACACUAUCUGGAUUGGGCUGCGUUCGGCGUAAUGACGUUGCCCUCCAUUGGCAUCCCGCUGCUCCUCUGGUACUCCAGCAAGAGGAAGUACGACUCACCAAAGGCCAAGAAGAACUGAACAGGCACAGAUUAAGGUGUUGGGUGGGGGUCUCUGAAUAGUUUAAUAACCCAUAUUGGGGUUGAAAGUCAAAAGAAAGUGCGGUGACCAAGGAACGCGAUUGUGAUUGAGAGAAUUUUGGAUCAGGAGAUAGAACAACAGCUAAAGUAAGGGGAACCGUUUCAGUGUGCAUGAACGUGCACAGCUGCUGACCAUUUCUACACAUUUGACAGUUGUUGGACUUGAAGAUAAAAUAAAGUGUUUUUUUUUUAAUCUC
This is a messenger RNA of Pseudoliparis swirei, 886 nucleotides long. It is a transcript of the gene ssr2, whose product is annotated as signal sequence receptor, beta. The transcript has 6 exons. The record is from RefSeq and is a predicted model, not a curated record. Lineage: Eukaryota; Metazoa; Chordata; Actinopteri; Perciformes; Liparidae. Bases 16 to 630 code for a protein of 204 amino acids. Gene Ontology annotation, cellular component: membrane; endoplasmic reticulum.